Leishmania braziliensis MHOM/BR/75/M2904 is the source of this 453-nucleotide messenger RNA. It is a transcript of the gene ACP, whose product is annotated as putative acyl carrier protein. Lineage: Eukaryota; Euglenozoa; Kinetoplastea; Trypanosomatida; Trypanosomatidae. Bases 1 to 453 code for a protein of 150 amino acids. The transcript has a single exon. Gene Ontology annotation, biological process: fatty acid biosynthetic process. Gene Ontology annotation, cellular component: mitochondrion. Gene Ontology annotation, molecular function: acyl binding; acyl carrier activity. The record is from RefSeq and is a predicted model, not a curated record.
AUGCAGCGUUCACUUAUUCGUCGUCUAGGUAAUCGCUCAGCGUUCCCCCUAGUGGUUGCUGUGGCUCGAACCUCGCAGGUGCAACCUGCUGUUCAUGUCCGGUCAGGAUUUUCUGCCCGUGUUGUUCCCUCCUUCAUGUGCCCACUACGAACGUACUCGGGUGGCCAUCAUGAGGAACAGGGUUCUCGCAGCGGUCAGUACCUGCUAGACAAGAACGAUGUCCUCACCCGUGUCUUGGAGGUAGUGAAGAACUUUGAGAAGGUGGAUGCCUCCAAGGUGACCCCUGAGAGUCACUUUGUGAACGAUCUGGGCUUGAACUCUCUCGAUGUAGUCGAGGUUGUGUUUGCCAUCGAACAAGAAUUCAUCCUAGACAUCCCAGAUCACGAUGCGGAGAAGAUCCAGUCCAUUCCAGACGCCGUCGAAUACAUCGCACAAAACCCUAUGGCCAAGUAA